Eleginops maclovinus (Patagonian blennie) is the source of this 1507-nucleotide messenger RNA. RefSeq names its product zona pellucida glycoprotein 3c (gene zp3c). Lineage: Eukaryota; Metazoa; Chordata; Actinopteri; Perciformes; Eleginopidae. The coding region runs from base 54 to 1367 and encodes 437 amino acids. The transcript is spliced from 8 exons. The record is from RefSeq and is a predicted model, not a curated record.
ACCAAAGUAUCCAGUCUUGUCGGUAUCAGUGAUAGGCACUUUCUUGAGUGAAAAUGGCGCCUAUGCAUGCUGUGAUUUUGUUAGUGGUGUUUUGUUCUGCCUACUGUUAUCAGUCCAGAGAAAGAGCUCGCUAUGGCCCGCUUCUGCGAAACCCUGUUCGAGAGUGGGUGAGAAUGGAGAAAGUAAUAAGUGAAGAAAAGAGUGAGGACCUUGCACCGACAUUCCUGAGGGCAGCAAAUGGUGUAUCUACAAAACUUGCACCAAGGCGAGUUCCUGAGUAUCUGGUUGUAUCUUCCUCCGAAGACCAGACAAGUGCAUUCAAACCAGAAAAGGGUGCCAGACCCCUACCAUCCUCGAUCACAGACAUGCUACUUAAGACUGCCACCACUACUAUUGCAUCCGGAACAACAGCCAGGCCACAGAUGAUAGAAAUUUUGUGCCAUGUUGACAGAAUGUAUGUCAGAGUAAGGAAAGAGAUCUUUAAGUACACACAGGCAUGGAAAUCCCUUAAACUAGGCACCUGUCCUGUCAACCAAGGGACCAGACUGCAUUACUACUUCCUGUACCUACUGACAGAUAAAUGUGGAUUCAAGACAGAGAAUAAUGCAGAUUACCGGGCGAUUAACAAUGUGAUCAACUAUCAGCCAACCACUGUAGUUUUACGAGAAAUGCAAUUUACCAUUCCUGUGCAGUGUAAAUUUCCCAGGUUGUUUCACUCCUAUAAAGUCGGCUUCUACCCGGAACUGAAGGGAGGCAGUGUUUUAAAAAAACUCACACCAAAGAGCAGCUUCACCCUUACUCCUCAAGAUGAAUCUGGCGCUGAAGUCGCUGCUGGCAAAUCCUUCGUCUUGGGCCAGCCAAUGUACUUUGUGGCCAAGAAACUCGAGAAGGCGGCAUCCACUGGAGAGAUGAGGAUGUACAUCAACAAGUGCUUCAUGACUGCCUCCCAAGACUCUACCUCGACACCGAAAUAUACAGUCAUUGACAACCAUGGCUGCAUGAUUGAUAGCAAGGUGUCGUUGCUGUCAAAGUUUAUCACCGGUACCUCAAAGAUCUCUCAGAAAUUCAGCAUCAGUGCCUUGAUUUUCAAGGACAAGGUUUCUACUUCAUCUAAAUCACAGCAACUCUACAUGCACUGUGAUAUCUCCAUGGGGGCUGUGACUCCAACUGCCAAGUCAAAGGCUUGCAACUAUGAUUCAGCUACCAAGAAGUGGAAGGAGCUGUAUGGGGAUGCUUCUGUGUGCACCUGCUGUGAAACAACCUGCUCCUCUGCAACUCCUAAGGCUACUAGGACUAUGAUCUCCACUCACUCUGGAAGGUGGACCUGGACAAGAGAGAUGGAAAGGCGGAGCUUCAUCCCAGUAUGAAGUUCUUGGAUGCUGACACUUUCAGUUUUGAGGACCCCAGCAUGGCAGCGCACAAAGACUACUUGAUGCACUGGGACCAAGACUAUUAAAAAAAUAAAUGUGAUGUGAAAAUGGUCAGAAUUAAAACAUUUUUUUUUAAA